UACUGCCCUCCAAGGUGAAGUGUUCCUCCGCCAGCAGUUCUAGCCAACCGAGCUGUGCUGUCACCACUGCCAUGGCUUCGCGACCUGUCACUCUCGGUAUCGACUUGGGCACCACGUCCGUGAAGGCCGCCCUGUUGGAGGCUGCACCCGGCCACCCAUCUGGGUUCGUGGUGCUGGCGAGCUGUUCCCGGGCUUCGAGGGCUGAGACCGAGAGCGCGGCGGCAGGGCCCCAGGGGCGGGAGCAGGAUGUGACUAGAAUCAUCCAGGCCCUAAAUGAAUGCCUUGAUGCCCUUCCCCGGCAGCAACUCAGGAGAGUUGGGGGCAUCGGAGUGUCGGGACAGAUGCAUGGCAUCCUAUUUUGGAAAGCAGGCCAAGGCUGUGAAUGGACAGAGGGAGGGCCUGCCCUUGUAUUUGAGCCCAGAGCUGUGAGCCAUCUGGUCACAUGGCAGGAUGGCCGUUGUACCAGUAGUUUCCUGGCUUCUCUGCCCAAGCCAGCAUCCCAUCUCAGUGUGGCCACAGGAUUCGGCUGUGCAACCAUCUUCUGGCUUUUGAAAAACAGCCCGGAGUUUCUGAAGUCCUAUGACGUGGCUGGCACCAUUCAGGACUAUGUGGUUGCUAUGCUGUGUGGCUUGCCAAGACCCCUGAUGUCCGACCAGAACGCUGCUAGCUGGGGUUAUUUUAACACCCAGGGCCAGAGCUGGAACUUGGACAUACUGGAGACGGCAGGCUUUCCUGUCCACCUUCUCCCCGACAUUGCAGAGCCAGGCAGCAUGGCAGGCAGAACUUCUCACACAUGGUUUGAAAUCCCAAAGGGGACACAGGUGGGCGUAGCCCUGGGUGACUUACAGGCCUCUGUCUAUUCCUGCAUGCGCCGAAGCACCGAUGCAGUUCUCAACAUCAGUACCUCGGUCCAGCUGGCAGCCUCCAUGCCUGUGGGAUUCCAGCCACUGCAGACUCCGGAUCCUGCAGCCCCUGUUGCCUUCUUCCCUUACUUCGACAGGACCUACCUUGGGGUGGCAGCAUCACUCAAUGGAGGCAAUGUGCUGGCCACGUUUGUCCACAUGCUUGUUCAGUGGAUGUCAGAUCUUGGUCUGGAAGUUGAAGAAUCCACUGUCUAUUCACGAAUGAUCCAGGCGGCUGCACAGCAGAAAGACACGCAUCUCACCAUCACCCCAACAGUGCUGGGGGAGAGGCACCUGCCAGACCAGCUGGCCUCUGUGACUAGGAUCUCCUCCUCUGACCUUUCCCUGGGUCACGUGACCCGGGCCCUCUGCAGAGGCAUUGUUCAGAACCUGAACUCUAUGCUUCCUUUCCAACAGCUCAAAGAGUGGGGUGUAGAGCAGGUGGUGGGGAGUGGGAGCGCACUGUCCAGGAAUGAGGCGCUGCAGCAGGAGGUCCAGAGGGCGUUUCCUUUCCCAGUGUGUUUUGGGCAGGAUGUAGAUGCAGCCUUUGGGGCAGCUCUGGUCAUGCUCCAGAGAGCCCUCAGCCAGAAGGAGCCUUAGUUCAGCAAGCUCUUUGGCUAAAGGAAUGCUGGGAAUCUUACCUAAUUGACAAUGUCAGCACAAUCUCUGGGUUGCCCUUUUCCGGGAUGGUUCUGUGGGCGUACUGUAAAUUAUACUUGAUCUUGAGGUACUAUCUAGACUGAUGAAGAUCUUACCUUCAGGGCAUAUGAUAAUCAUCCAGCCAGGAAUCUCUAACCAGACCCCAAACUUGUGCCUUCCAAGAAUAGGAUCUUCUGAGAGCUGAUUGCAAAUGCAGAUGUGGGUGGUGGAGAGAAUGGGAGGGAGGAAAAUGGGAAGAGGGAGAAGAAGAGAGAGAGAAACAGCUUCCUGGUCCCUGGGCUUGGUGGUGAUUCAUUCGUAGACAGAAAGAAAAGAAAGAUGACUUAUGUAGCCAUGGCUCCAACUAAGCAGAGAAGACCUGCUCAGGCCCAGUGUAGCCACGGCUCCAACUAAGCAGAGAAGACCUGCUUGUGCCCAGCUUUUGGACUGGUCCAGCGUUGAGUCAAAUGCAUUAUCGGAAAAACCCUCCCUGCCAGAUUGUAGCGGGUGGCUGGAGCCCCUUCCUAGUCCCGGGGAAUAGAAGGAGCCUCACUUUGUUCAGCAAGCUCUUUGGUGAAGGAAUGCUGGGAAUCUUAUCUGACCAGUCAGUCCGACAACCCUGCCAGUUGAAGGGAACAGCUAUAGCAUGGUCUCCAGGCAGAGAGAGACCAAAGGACAUGAAGCAACACGCCUCAGAGGAGAAAGCCGGUGUGCUUGCCUCGCCAUGUGCUCCUGGGAAAGUGCUGCACGGUGGCUACCCUGAGUCCUCUCAACACAACUGACUUAAAGGCACAUCCCAGAGAAGGAAAGGCAGCUGGCAUGAUCAGCUAAAGGGACCACAGGGCACUGUGAGGAAUACUGUCUGACAGACUGUUUUCAAGAUGGCAGCAAGGCACCAGCCCUUUUCUAUGACUGUGUAUGGCCAUAUGUCUCCCUAACCCCUGAUACAAGGGGUGACCAGUUUCAUGAGAGAACCUUUAUCCCACAGGUCUCUUCUCUAUGGUGAAGAUCUUGCUGGCCUCUGGUGGUUCUGUUCAGAUGGGCAUGCAUGUAGGGUCAGAGAACCACCAGUCUUCCCAUGUUACAAUACCCUCAAGGAGAGGGUCACCAUCACUGUGUCCACUCCUAGACUCCUAAAGGACCCACAGCUCAGGGGCACCUGUGACUUGGGGGGAAACCAUGUUGUCUCUUUGUAAGAGUCAUUUCAUAAGGUAUACUAUUAUGGUAACCCCUUUGAUGAAUUUACCUCCUACUGCUGGCUCAGCUAAUUGAAUAAAUUUCAUUUUUCCAGAGUUUCAUCCCUUUGAUGAACACAUAGCCCUCUGUUUGGGUGGAAGCCAACAUGACUGACAUGGCUACGGGAGCCCUCAUGGGUAGACAUGGUGGUACAUGCUUUUAAUCCCAGCACUUGGGAGGCACAAGCAGUUGAAUCAGUAUGUUCCAGGCCUGCAUAAUGAGCUCCAGGAGAGCCAGAGCUGCAUAGACCCUGUUUUAAAACAGACAGACAGACAAACCUGGGUUCCCCAGGGCAAGGAUGCACAUCUUACAGAAGCCAACCAGGUUUCCUUUGGACAGAUGAGUUGGGACAGUUGUGUUGCAGCCCCUGGGGAAGGCUUAUGAGAGAGGAGGAAAGGCUGAGGGCUCCUUGGUAACCUUGUCAGCUGAAGGAGCAGUGUUCUUGAACCUCUUAGCACCCUAAGGUGCAGCUGGCCAUGCCUGUUCAGAGAGCUAUGGAUAAUGUGUAAAUAAAGAUCAAGAUGUGGAGUUGCUGAGAUGGCUCAGUGGUUAGGUAAACAGACUUGCUGCCAAGUCCAGUGGCUUGAGUUGUAUCUCUGGGAUCCACAUUGUCUCUGACCACCACACCUGUGCAGCGGCAGUGCAUGUCCUGGCCCAAAUAAAUAAGCAAAUGUAACAUGGUGAUGACGAUGACGAGAAAAGGUGAAGAUCUGGAUGGGUAUUCUCUAAGCCAUGGGGCCAGCAUGGCACUAGAAGUCUGCAGCCUUUUCAGGCCUCAUAUCUGCUCUACCCUGAGUGCUGGGCCUUGGAGUCCAAGCUUGCUAACUAAAGGCCCUGCUCCUGCCUCCCUUGCACCCAGUGGAGGUAGGAUUGAACACACACAUCAGGGCCUCUUCUGUAGCUUGAAGUUACGACCUGCUCACUGCUUCAGCUCUCAUUGCUGCAGAGUGCCAGCCAGAGUGGGUUGUUGCCAGCUUAUUCCUCCGAUGAUGCAUCAGGCUGCUGCUACCAUCAGGCAGGUCCUCAGUGCGCCAGUCUCAGGAGCUCUUACAUUUAUCUUUCGUCUGAUUCACCUUGGCUGGGCGACUGUAAACAGAAGUGCGUCUGUUUUGAGCAGACAUCUUUGCCAUAGUCUUCUUUUCCUUGCCCGUGUGAUUGGUUGGUGCUGCUCCAGACAGUAUAUAUUUUGUCUUCCUGGGUCCUUGACUGGGGGCACUAUGGCACCGAAACUUUACCAGUCAGUGGAGAACACAACUGUGAGAGAGUCUUUGCUGUCUAGAGCUUUGAGUUUGGGGAUGUCUUAUUAUCACCAUCGAUCUGAAACCAUCCUGGCCAUGCAGCCACAAUAGCCAUGGAGUCUUCAGUGUUUCCAUUGUUCCCAAUGCAGACCAGACUAAUGUUACUUCCAAAACAAUGGGUGCCCUGGGAAGCCUGUCAGGUUGAUGUGCUGAUGAAUUCUUAUCCCCAGGAGAUAAAAUAAGCAUGGGUGACAGUAAUCUCCAUUCCCAGAAGGGGAGUCAUAAUCUCCGUGAAAGUCACAUUCGGCUAAAUCUUAAGAGUUUUA
Molecule: messenger RNA, 4341 nt
Organism: Apodemus sylvaticus (European woodmouse)
Lineage: Eukaryota; Metazoa; Chordata; Mammalia; Rodentia; Muridae
Gene: Shpk
Product: sedoheptulokinase
Exons: 7
Coding region: 72-1502 (476 amino acids)
Biological process (GO): cellular response to lipopolysaccharide; carbohydrate metabolic process
Cellular component (GO): cytosol
Molecular function (GO): sedoheptulokinase activity
Source: RefSeq, a predicted model, not a curated record